AUGAGUUUUCAACCCCUCAACCCCCGCCCAUUCCUGCAGGCCCGAGUCGGCACCGAACUCAUUAUUCGCCUCAAAUGGGGCCAGACCGAAUACCGCGGCACCCUCGAAAGCAUCGACUCGUACAUGAAUGUUCUGCUGCGGGAUACGGAGGAAUACAUUGAUGGCAAGAACACGGGUAGUCUGGGCUUGGUUUUGAUCAGCGAGCAGUUGCUCCAUCUCGUGAGAGACGGAUAUCUGGACUAUCCGGAGUUGGACGUGGAGGAUAUCAGCGAUAAGAGUAAAUCGGAUCGGUUCACGAGUUUUCUCGCUAUAAUCCAAGCCGUCUGGUUCUCCGUUAACUGCAUCGGCCGCGCAGCCAGCCAUCUCUUCAUCACCACCCUGGAACUUACUACCCUAUCAUUCAUCAUCAUCUUCCUCAUCACCUCGUACUGCUGGUACCACAAACCCAAGGACGUCACGCGCGCCAUUGUGCUCACCACCACAACUUCCAUCAAGGAUAUACGCGCCCGAUACCACCCCCAUCCAGACCAGGAAUGGUACCAAACCCCCCUCGACUUUCUGUCUCGCAACGAAUGGUUCGCCAGUCGUCUAUGGCGGUACUACGUACAGAUUCUGCACUACCUCCGCAUUCCGAUCUUCCGUCGCCCUACCUGCCGACCAUAUGAUCGGUUUCCGUCCGAUAAUUUCUUGUAUGUCGACAAAUUAGCGGAAUGGAUUGCGUCACCCGUGAUUGUGCUGUAUAGCUGCAUGUUCAUGUUUGCAUGGAAAUCUGACUUUCCGACGCCGACGGAGCGGUUGCUUUGGCGUAUUGCAGCGGCUUAUUUUGUGUUUUUUGGCACUGCUUGUAUGUGCGUUUGCUGGCAUGCGCAUUAUUUUAUCUUCCCGAAAUUAUCGACCCGGAAUAAUAAGAACGAGUGUCUACUAUCGGAUCACGACGUUGAGCAUCAUGAGCAGCCCCCUCUAGCAGCAAACAGAGGUCGACUGCAUCGCCUUGCCUGGCGACUACGAAACAUCCACCCAGACCGAGACCCGGAUCUAGACGUGCCGCUCAAAGUCCUCAUUCCGAACGCCGUGAUAUGUGCGUCGUACAUCGUGUUUCGCGCGAUGAUCCUAGUGGAAGAUUUCAUUGGGCUGAGACGCUUGCCGCAGAGCGCAUUUGAGACUGUCAGUUGGCCAGCGUAUAUUCCGCACUGGUAG
This is a messenger RNA of Talaromyces amestolkiae, 1197 nucleotides long. RefSeq lists its product as uncharacterized. Gene Ontology annotation, molecular function: RNA binding. The record is from RefSeq and is a predicted model, not a curated record. Gene Ontology annotation, cellular component: spliceosomal complex. Gene Ontology annotation, biological process: spliceosomal snRNP assembly. The coding region runs from base 1 to 1197 and encodes 398 amino acids. Lineage: Eukaryota; Fungi; Ascomycota; Eurotiomycetes; Eurotiales; Trichocomaceae. The transcript has 5 exons.